AUGGAUCUUUCUAGGCUGACCGGCUUACCUUCGCUGCGACGGCAGAACCUGCUGGCCGAAUUUGUCGGAUUUCGACAAGCCUGUCCGGCCGGAGUGUUUGUCAGUCUCACGCCGGGCGACCCGGCGCUCUGGACGGGCGUAUUGUUUGUGCGAGAUGGCCCCUAUGCACCGGCCAUCCUGCGCUUCCAGAUCGUGUUUCCCGAGCGGUAUCCAGCCCAGCCUCCGCUUAUCACCUUUGCCACCGACAUCUUCCACCCGCUCGUGACGCCGCUGACGAUGAGCGCGGCCGACGACGAGAACCUGCCACCGGGUGGCUUCAGUCUGCGCCACGGCUUUCCGGUUUGGUUCAGCAGCCAGGGUGCUGCCCGCCGGCAGUCGGCGUCGCUGGUGCAGACGCCUCCUCGAGCUGAUGCUGCCGAUGCUGCCGAUGCUGCUACGGCUUCGACUUCGGCUUCGAUCGCCAGCACCCCCUCCUACAUGCAGACGCAGCCGCGGGCCGACGACGUGGCCACGUACGACGUGCUGCGCUACAUCCGCAGCACCUUUGACGACGCGACUGUCCUCGACGCCAUCCCGCUCGAAUCUGCCGGCAACCCGGGCGCGUGGCACGCGUGGCGCGCACAUCGCCGACAGUCCGCCCCGACGACGGCUCCGGCCCGGGAGCCGGGCGAGUGGAACUGGGAACACGUCUGGGAAGAGCGGGUCAAGAACGGCAUCAACGUGAGCGUGUCGGACGCGGUACUCUACGGCGGCACAGUCGCGACCGACGACGUGAUCCACUUUCUCUCCAUGGACGACGGCGACGUCGAGGCGAUCAAGGCCAACCUGAAGCGGACCCUCGACGUGACUGUUUGA
This is a messenger RNA of Grosmannia clavigera kw1407, 855 nucleotides long. Its product is annotated as ubiquitin-conjugating enzyme. Lineage: Eukaryota; Fungi; Ascomycota; Sordariomycetes; Ophiostomatales; Ophiostomataceae. The transcript is spliced from 4 exons. The record is from RefSeq and is a predicted model, not a curated record. The coding region runs from base 1 to 855 and encodes 284 amino acids.